Molecule: messenger RNA, 1797 nt
Organism: Sorex araneus (European shrew)
Lineage: Eukaryota; Metazoa; Chordata; Mammalia; Eulipotyphla; Soricidae
Gene: IGFALS
Product: insulin like growth factor binding protein acid labile subunit
Exons: 2
Coding region: 1-1797 (598 amino acids)
Molecular function (GO): protein binding
Source: RefSeq, a predicted model, not a curated record
AUGGCCCUGGGGAAAGGAGGCCCAGCCCUGCUGCUGCUGCUGCUGCUUGGGGCUGCGUGCAGCCUGCAGGACGCGGAGCCCAGGGACCCCGAGGCCCCGCUGUGCCCUGCCGUCUGCAGCUGCGGCGUCGAUGACGGCAUGGACGGGCUCAGCGUCUUCUGCAACUCCCGCAACCUCACGCGGCCGCCUGUCGGCAUCCCAGCCGCCGCCAGGGCCCUGUGGCUGGACGGCAACAACCUGUCGUCCCUGCCAGCCGCAGCCCUGGGGAACCUGUCGGGCCUCGGCUUCCUGGGCCUGCAGGACUGCGGCCUGCGCAGCCUGGAGCCGCGGGCUCUGUGGGGCCUGCGUGGCCUGCGGCACCUGCACCUGGAGCGGAACCGGCUGCGCGGCCUGGGGGCCCGCACCUUCCAGCACACGCCGGGCCUGGCCUCGCUCAGCCUGGCCCACAACCUGCUGUCCCGGCUGGACCCCGCCGCCCUCCAGGGCCUGCCUGAUCUCUGGGACCUCAACCUGGGCUGGAACCGCCUGGCGGCGCUGCCCGACGCGGCCUUCCGGGGCCUGGGCGGCCUGCGGGAGCUGGUGCUGGCCCACAACCAGCUGCCCUACGUGCAGCCCGCGCUGCUCGCGGACCUGGGCGCCCUGCGACAGCUGCACCUGGGCGCCAACGCGCUGCGCAGCGUCAGGGCCGACGUCUUCACGCAGCUGCCGCGGCUGCACAAGCUGCUCCUGGACCACAACCAGAUCUCGGCCGUGGCCCCGGGUGCCUUCCUGGGCAUGAAGGCGCUGCGCUGGCUGGACCUGUCCCACAAUCGCCUCUCUGGCCUCCCGGACGAGCCCUUCGCGGGCCUGCUGGGCCUGCGUGUGCUGCGCCUGACCCACAACGGCCUGGGCGGCCUGCGGCCCCUCACCUUCAAGGACCUGCAUCUCCUGGAGGAGCUGCAGCUCAGCCACAACCGCCUCCGGCAGCUGCCUGAACGCGCCUUCGAGGGCCUGGGCCAGCUGGAGGUGCUGGCGCUGGACAGCAACCAGCUGCAGGAGCUCAAGGCAGGCGCCUUCGUGGGCCUCCACAACCUGGCCGUCCUGAACCUGUCCGGGAACUGCCUGCAGCAGGUGGCCGAGCGCGCCUUCCGGGGCCUGGGCGGGCUGCACAGCCUGCACCUGGAGGCCAGCUGCCUGGGCCGCGUGCGCAGACACACCUUCACCGGCCUCUCGGGGCUGCGCCGUUUGUCCCUCCGCGCCAGCGGCAUCGCGGCGCUGGACGCGCAGAGCCUGGCGGAGCUCCACGCGCUGCAGGAGCUGGACCUCUCGGCCAACCGGCUGGCGCAGCUGCCGGCGCGCCUCUUCCAGGGCCUGGGGCAGCUGCAGUACCUGCUCCUGGCCGGCAACCGGCUGGGGGCGCUGCCGCCCGACGCGCUGCGGCCCCUGCCACUCCUCUUCUGGCUGGACCUGGCUGACAACCAGCUGCAGGCGCUGCCCGAGGCGCUGCUGGCGCCGCUCGGGGCGCUGCGUGUCCUGAGCGUCCGCAACAACUCGCUGGGCACUCUGGUGCCGCCCACGGGUCUGGAGCACCUCUGGCUGCAGGGCAACCCCUGGGUGUGCGGCUGCCGCCUCCAGCCCCUGCGCCGCUUGGCGCUGCAGCGGCCUCGCGUGGUGCCGCGCUCUGUGCGCACCACAGGCGACGGGGACGAGGGUCCGGCCCCAGCCCACACCUACAACAACAUCACCUGUGCCAGCCCCCCCGCCGUCGCCGGCCUGGACCUGCGCGACCUUCCAGAAGACCAUUUUGCUUCCUGCUGA